Ceratotherium simum simum (southern white rhinoceros) is the source of this 3816-nucleotide messenger RNA. The record is from RefSeq and is a predicted model, not a curated record. NCBI's taxonomy places the organism in Eukaryota, Metazoa, Chordata, Mammalia, Perissodactyla, Rhinocerotidae.
UAUAAACAUACACCAGUAGAGGCCGCCACACACCUCAUUUAAUAAAGACAUAGGAGCCAUUAAAUACCUUGAAGGAAGACUUCAAAGGUGAGAGUCAAACUUCCCAAGUAAGUUCUCUGCAAAUUCAAGGCAGCAGAGACAAAUGUAUACAUUACUUUCUAUUUCUUUUAGGAUUAAAGGUUAGGGUCAGAAUCCUUCUCAAUUUUCACAUUUUCAGACAAAGCAGCGUUUUCCUCUUCAGUUUAUUGAAGCGUUAAUGGGGUGCUAUCACAUCAUGUGCUAUUUGCAUUUCCGAAUCGAUUAGUAAGUCCCUAACCCCAAGACAGCACGCAUCUUGCUUCUUCUGCCUUCUUGAGGCAUGUGUUACUUGAAUUUUUCCUUGUCAGCUUGAGCAAGCCUUUCUUUUUGGUCUUAGCAUUAAAAUGAUUUUAACUAACCUAGUCUAUAUAACAUUUCUGAAGCCUUAUUAGCCUGUAAAUAAUUUUCAGAUGCAAACAUUAUUGUGUGAUUUAAACAAACAGCCCUUCUUUACAACAAAAAAUAGUUUUGUUUUGUCUAUUGUAAAUCCUUAUGCAACUGGGAUGGUGAUCUGCAUAUAAAGUAGUCCAGCUUUUCAAAUCCUUAUUAAAGCAAUUGAUGGCGUCUGAAAGAAGCACACUGUUUCCUUUUCAUAAAUAGGUUACUGCACAUAAUAAUCCUUUAUUAUCAUGUGGAGAUUGAAGUGGAUCCUGAUAUCUUACUUUUAAAGCUUUAAAAUGACCAAUAGUAUGUUGUCUGUCACUAUAAACAAUUCAUGUGAUAGGCUUUCAAUUAGAAAUUACUUAAAUCCAAAUUAUUUGGAUUAAUAACUACUGGUACAAAAUAGUUAUUUUUUUUAACAAUAGAAGGUAAUUGUGUAUAUAUAAAUGUAAAGGGCAUUCAGGAAAAAAUGCCUCUAACAAGCUAAAAUCUCUGAAUAAAUACAGUGACAAGCUAACGUGUUCAUUCUUUGAUUAGAGAUCAUAAUUCCUCUUAAAUCUAUUAGAUCAAAGAUGAAAAUGGUGGGCUGAAAUGAUCUACAAGAUAGUUCAUGUACAGAGAUUUUACAUUUCAUAGAAGAGGAGCAAGAGUAUUACGCUAGUUGAACUUGGAGAUAGCUCCUGGAAACCAUUUUCUCUCUCCUCUUUGAGUGAAGUACUUAUAUAUAUUAUAUGUAUAAAAGAGUUUCAAAAACCCUCUUGUGGCUGCUCUCAUUUGGUGCAAUGAUAAAUACAGAAUACAGAGGUAUGUAUUUUGGGAAGUGAUUAUGAAGGCAAAUUUAGUAUAUAUAUUCUAUUAAAGAUAGUUUUUAGGUUUAAACUAUGUGACUAGAACUAUUGACGUAGUGAUUCCACUUCAGUGUUUGUUCUUAUUCUCCAGAAAGUAAAGUCAUUCCUGUAAAAUACCAUUAUCCAUAGAAAAACUAAUUCAUUAAUCUUAAAUAGAGAUAGCUUAAUAUUCAUUUAGUUACAUGAUUUUAAAGAGGCCUCCUGGAAGAACAAUUCAUAAACUCUUUCGCUUCAUAAUUAUGGUUUAAUUCUAGAUUCUCAUGCUUCUUAGAUUUGUACUUUAUUAGUAUUAGAUUUUAAGGUGACAUUGUUUGAAUGUGGUCCAGACUAUUUCAUCUAAAGGCAUAAUACACCAUAUACUUUGAAGCUUUAUUUUCUAAUGCAAUCACAAACACUGAGUUUACUAACUUAUUAGCAUACCCACUGACUAUUUGUUUUGUUUUAUCCACUCAAGUGCUUUCAAACAUAUUUUAUUUUAGGAUUUUUAUUUUUAUCUCCUACAGCUGGAUUUUGCUAUUUCACUUUUAUUUCACAUGCAGCUUGAAAUGGUAUGAGCAUCAGCACAGCGAAAUGGUUCCAGCCAACAGAAUGCGAUCUCCCCUGGCCCUGCCUGGAACAGAUCUAUAUGUCUGGCCCUACAAAUGACAAAUGGUAAUUCCCUUUGAUUCUAGUUCUUAAUUAGUUUCUUUCACUGUUUCUGAAUAUACCUGUGGCUAAGUUUGUAUUGAAACACUCAAAAGCACCACUUCUCAGUCUGGACACAAAUGCCAAGAGUCUAAUUUGGUUCUGGACUUUGUUCAACCUGUGUGCCUUGUUAGUUUCCUCCAGCAGUUGGUGAGUAAGGAAAUGACCCUUCAAUAUCCUCUGCUUUGUCCUCUGACCUCUAAGGUGAUUUAAUUUUUCUAAAUAUUUCCAUGUCAUCAAGGGCUCAAUAUUUUAUGGAUUUUACAAAAAGUGUAUAAGGAACGAUAGCGAGGUUCUGUGAUUUUUCAGACUCUGAAAAUUCAUUUUAAUUGUACACCUUCCAGAAAUAUACUGGAUUGGAUGCUAGAGUGAAGAAAGCCUUCCAGACAAUUCUCCCAAUCCAAUCAUUUCAUUCAUUAAUUCAUUAAAUAAAUAUUUAUUGAGUUCUUACUUCCUAGGUGCCAGGCUCUAUACUGUGUGCUGAGGGGGCACAGAGAUACAGUAGACAGGAUCUCUGCCCCACUCCUCCCCUCAGACCCUCCGCAGUGAGCAUAGUGCUAAUAAAGGAGAACCUUAUCUGAAUGACAAUCACCCAGAGUAAAAGGUGGGAACAGUAAUGAAGUACAGGAAGUUGGGUUUUUAAAGGUGAUUCUGUGCAAUGAAGUAUAAAACUGGUAUAUCAUCAAUAGACUAGCUACAAUGUAACCACCAUUAACAUCUCUUUAGAGUUACACAGCUAAAAAGGAAAAAAACCCACAAACAUAAAAUAAAGUAAAAUAAAACAAAUUUCUGCAGAAUAGGGCCCAAUAUUAUGGCCUGAAGAUAGCUAUAUACUUGUGCUAUCUAAAGAUCUACAUUGUAAAGAUGAGUCCCAAAAUUGUAAAUACAAAAUCACAAAUGUACUUCAACUUUCUGGAAUAUCCAUAUUUUAGAGGCAAUAUUUACUUUAUAUUUCAGUGGUUUAAAAGAUAACAUUCUGGCUUAAGUGUCUUUUACCGAUACAAUAAGACAUUAACCUAAAUCCUGAGAGAGAAAAUUAAGUAUUGUAUAUAGGUGUACUUUGCUUCUCCCAAUGGUUGUGCAAAAAGUCACGUGUAAAUUGAAGUUUUGUAAAUCAAGUUGUAUUUUAAAUGCAUUAGGGGAGCUGCCAUUUAGAGGAAACUUGUGAAUCCUUUUAUAAAGCAGAAAACCAUUUUAUAAUACAAGUAAUCACUCUCUAACUUCUCUGUUUUGUAUGUUUGGAUUUUCAAUACCGACUUCGCUUAAAACAGAGCCCACCUGCAUAAUGAGUGUGUUUUGCCAAUGCCGCUUGUGCUACCAGUAUCUUGGUUGCUAAGGGCUUAUACUUGAAAAUCUGCUGCAGUUUUGUGCGAAUUGAGCUACCAAGCAAUUCUAUGACGGCGCAGCAGCAUUCCUGAACAGUCUGAGUAGGUAACCCAUUUCAACUCAAUUGAACACAGGACUCUUCUGCUCAGCAGCGUCUCCUCGCUCAGAUGUGGCCAUGUUUCAUUAGAGGGUAGAGUGACUCCUGUAUUCACAUCCAAUAAAGUGCUUAGAGUCACAGGUUUUAUAAUAAAUAUGUUAUUAUGUAAACAUAUUGAAUUGCAUGUGUGUUGGAAUUUUUUAGCAGUAUUUUAGCUUGAAAAUACUUGUACCAAUACUGUUAGAUUUAGUCGCAAAUAACUGUUCUCAAGUUAUUGGAAUAAAUGGCAAAUUAAACAAGCUCUCGUGUAAAUAGACUUCUGUGCCAAAUAGUGACAUUGUUUCAAAAAAUGAAUGUCAUAUUUUGGGCUAUUAAUAGGCAAAAUGAAAUACUGCAAAUUGA